UACGCUAAUUCAAUUAACCGUGUUCUCGUUGAUUUUCUCCUCUUCUCUUCUCUUCUCUUCUCAUGGCUUCCUCAGUCGAUCACAAGCAAAUCUAUGGCGCCGGCACCACCGCAGCUCCGCCGCCAACGCCGUCGUCACAAACCAGUCACCUCUCCACCUCCGCCGCCGCCGAUGCUCUCUCGCGCCUCCUCCACCGCCUCCCGCCCAAUCUCUCCCUCCCUACUCGCCGCUCGCCUUCCGUUAGGUCUCCUCCAACUAUUUCCUUUUCAGAAACUUCGAAUCCUUCACUUCUCGAUCGCCUUCUCUCUGCCUCCUCCGAACUCGGCUUCUUCCAACUCACCGAUCACCAAAUCUCCUCUCGCCUCGCUCUCUCUGCCGAGUCGGAAUCCGCCGCGCUCUUCGGUCUUCCGAUGGAGACGAAGGAAUCUCUGUUUCCGAAGAACUGGCCGCUCGGAUUCAAAGGCGACGGAGAUGAAGAUUCAGACGGAAGCGGAAACGGCGAUUCGUUUUCGUUCUGUCUCGAUUCGACGCCGUGCUCCUCCGAUUCAGCCGAGAUUUCCUUACAUUCGUUGCAGGAGUUCGUUCGUGCAAUGGAGAAGCUCGGAUUGAAGAUUGUCGAGUUUCUAUCUCGUGCGAUUGGCUUCGAGAAUCCAAUCGGCGAGGAUCGUACCAGAUUCCGGUCUCUAAUAUGGAUAUCGGAAGGUUCACGGAGAGCCGAACCGGCAGUGGCCGGCGGAUUCUACCCGUACAUCGUGGGAUUACAGUACCAGAGCAGAAACCAGAAGUGUUCUCUAUUAGGGGAUUCCAGCUGGGUUACGGCGGCGGCGGCGGCGGACUCUGUGAUGGUCUCCAUUGGGGACAUUGCGCAAGUGUGGAGCAACGGAAAGCUAAAGAAAGUGAGAGGAAGGCCGGUGGCAGUGGCGGCGGAUCCCAACGGCGGCGGCAUCUCAAUAUCGCUACUCAUAACUCUUCCGGCCGAAAGCGAAGUUCGUCCUCUAAUUACUCCUCCGGCGAGAUCCGACCGGCGAGACGAGGCGGCGGAGGAGGAAGAAGAGGAGGUGAAAAUGGCGUUUAAAUCAUUUUGGUUGGAAGAGUACGCGUGGAGAGUGCAUCACGAUCGGUGCUUUCUCCUCAAAGAUCCGCUGGACAGAUAUCGGAUUUGAGAUCAUUUUCCUUUUCUGAGUCCAUCGCCAUUGUUGUUUCUCUUCAAACCACAGCUGUGGAGUCUCAAGCCUGAACCGGCCGGUACGUACGUGGUGUGUUCAAUUCACUGUUUUUUUUUUCUUUUCUCGCUCUCUCUACCAAUUUUCUUUUGAACAGUUUUUAUUGCGUAUGCUUGUGACAAUUUUGUUUCAAAUUUAAAUAAUCCUAUGAUAUAUAUAUAA
Messenger RNA from Momordica charantia (bitter melon), 1385 nucleotides. Its product is annotated as 2-oxoglutarate (2OG) and Fe(II)-dependent oxygenase superfamily protein. NCBI's taxonomy places the organism in Eukaryota, Viridiplantae, Streptophyta, Magnoliopsida, Cucurbitales, Cucurbitaceae. The record is from RefSeq and is a predicted model, not a curated record.